Messenger RNA from Alligator sinensis (Chinese alligator), 1113 nucleotides. Its product is annotated as pleckstrin homology-like domain family B member 3. Bases 92 to 1087 code for a protein of 331 amino acids. The transcript is spliced from 11 exons. Lineage: Eukaryota; Metazoa; Chordata; Crocodylia; Alligatoridae. The record is from RefSeq and is a predicted model, not a curated record.
CCCCGCUGCCCCCGCUCCCUCCCGCGCUGGAGGGGACCCGGCGCGCAGCGGUUGCUCAACGCGAGAAACUCCCGAGCGGCGGCUGGGAGCUAUGAAGCUGCAGGACCCCAAGCCUAGCCCCCGCUGUACCCAGGACCUGGUUCCCCACAAGGGCAGGGCAACUGCCGUGGCCCCCCUACUGCGGCCCCAGCCCGAGGGCGAGUCCCUGUCUUCCGACGAGGCCAGCAGCACCGAUGGCCCCCAGGCCAAGAGCUCAGAGCUGGACCUGCGGAUCUCAGACCUGCAGCACCAGGCACAGGGGAUGAGCCUGGAGGAGGGGUGUCUUCAUCCGGACCAGGAUCAUCUCCGGCACCUCCGGCACGUCCUGGCUGAGACAGAGCAGCGGAGCUGGGCCCAGCACCUGGAGGACCAAGCCCGCCUGCAGGCCGAGCACCAGGGGGUGGAGGAGCUGCGCCAGCGGCUGCAGGAGGCCCAGACGCGCCUGGAGCAGGAACCCGAGAGCCUGCGAGAGCGCGGGGAGAGCCAGGUCCGGGAGGCCUCGGAGCUUCUGGAGGCGGCGCUGAAGCGCUUUGAGGACCUGGAGUUCCAGCAGCUGGAGCGUGAGACCGGGCGCGGGGGGGAGCGGGAGGCAGCCAGUGCGGCCUUGGCCUGCGAGAUCGCCCGGCUCCAGCGCACGAGGACAAUGCAGCAGCAGGAGCAGAAGGAAAAGCCUGAGGGACGCAGGAUGGAGAAGACCCGGCUGCUGCCCCCAGGGGAUUCCCCCAGGAUUGGGACUGGGGACCCCUCCGGCGACACCACCCAGGAGCUCACCAAGCUCAUGUUCACGCAGCGCACAGACCGGCGUCUCAUCGUGCUCGGUGCGGGGCCCCUGUUCGCCGUCCGCAGCUCCGUCCAGGGCUCCAUUGGACUCCAGAGGUCCGGGAGCCUCCCCCGUCGCCGUGGAGACCGGCCAUCCCCCCGUGUCGCCCAGCGCCCCCUUUCUCUCCAUGGCAAUGAAGUGUUGAACCCAGGUGUCCAGGUCUUGCAAAGCGAGGGAGGGGCUGAUGACAGGGGCGGCCCGAGGACUGACUUGGCCCCUUACAGGUGAGAUCUGCCCCUCCCUCUCCCCCGUUC